AUGAGAACUAAAUCCGGCGGUGUCAAGCCGCGCUUUGCAAAAUCGCGUCAGAAACCUCCCUCAUCCGCCACUCUACGCCCAUUUCCUCUCGUCAAUCCGGAUGAUGAUGAUGAUGAUGAUGAUUUUAGUAAAAGAUCAGGCCGAAGCACUGAUGAUUGUAAUGUGGCUGAUGGUGAUGAUUGGAUGGAGGUAGAGGCAUGCUUAAUAUGUAAUGGACGUGGGGAAUUGUUGGUUUGCUGUGUGAUUGAUUGUCCAGUUUCUGUUCAUGAAAAGUGUGCAAAGUUUAAGCUUACAUUUGAUGAUUUGGGUAGGUUUUAUUGUCCUUAUUGUUCCUACAAAAGAGAAGUUGCUAGGGCCAAAGAGUUGAUGAAGCAGGCUGUGUUGGCAAAGAAGGUUUUGUCGGGUUUUAUAGAUUCUGAAUUGGUGGCUGGUGAGCCUAGUGGUGGUAGAGAGAGGCGGGACAAUGGAAAAAGUGUGGAAUUUGACGGUGCUGAACAGCAAGCGCAAAUGGAGGAGUAUUGUAGAGACAAUGGGAAAGGGUUGGAAGUUGAUGAUGCUGAACAACAAGCACAAAUGGAGGACGGUUGUAGAGACAAUGGGAACGGUUUGGAAUAUGAUGAUGCUGAGCAACAAGCACAAAUGGAGGAGGAUUGUAGGGAGGAUGUGAAAGGAGUGGAAUUUGGUGGUGCUGAACAGCAAGCCCAAAUGGAGGACGGUUGUAGAGACAAUGGGAAAGGGUUGGAAUUUGAUGAUGCUGAACAAGAAGCACAAAUGGAGAAGGAUUGUAGAGGUAACGAAAUGGAUGAUGCAUUACGUGGUGCUAAACCAUCGAAGAAAGCACCCUCUCAACUACACACCACUGCUGAGAAAGAAGCUAAAAACGAAAACAAGACAGUUACCCCUCCAAAGAAAUCAAGGCAACGCUGGGAAUUUCCUAAGGCUCCACGUCAAAGGUUGCGUUGGACAAGUGAGGAGGAAGACAUGCUAAAGGAAGGAGUGGAGAAAUUUGCAAAACCUGGACAAAAAAAUAUUCCAUGGAAGAAAAUUUUGGAUUUUGGUCGUCAAGUUUUUGAUUCAACUCGAACUCCCACUGAUCUCAAGGAAAAGUGGAGGAGAAUAUGA
This is a messenger RNA of Dovyalis caffra, 1122 nucleotides long. The record is from the annotation of a GenBank genome assembly. Lineage: Eukaryota; Viridiplantae; Streptophyta; Magnoliopsida; Malpighiales; Salicaceae.